UAAUUGCCUCUUUCGUCUCGUCUCCUCACUUUAUUCCUCCAGCAAUUAGGGUUUUGGAUUUUGCUUCUUGUAGAAUUGCUCCGAAGUCGAGAAGCUUCGGAUUCAGUCAAUUUUCUGCUCAAUUUCUAUCAUCAUGGCAAAUCCUACAGGAAGGUCGUUUUUGCAAGUGGCAGCUACAGAGGAGGCUGUUGCGCCGCCACUCAGAGUUGUUCAGAUUGAAGGACUGGUUAUUUUGAAAAUAAUAAAGCAUUGCCAGGAGUUUUCACCGGCUUUGGUCACUGGGCAACUCCUUGGAUUGGAUGUUGGGAGUGUUCUUGAAGUCACUAACUGUUUUCCCUUUCCGGUUCGCGAGGAAGAUGAGGAGAUUGAAGCCGAGGGUGCUAAUUAUCAACUUGAAAUGAUGCGAUGCCUGAGGGAGGUUAAUGUUGACAACAACACCGUGGGUUGGUAUCAAUCAACUUUGUUUGGUUCUUAUCAGACAGUGGAACUGAUAGAGACCUUCAUGAAUUACCAGGAGAAUAUAAAACGUUGUGUCUGCAUAAUUUAUGAUCCUUCUAGAUCCAACCAAGGUGUCUUAGCUUUGAAAGCCUUGAAGCUUUCUGAUUCUUUCAUGGAACUCUACAAGAGUAACAACUUUACUGGAGAGAAGCUGAGAGAAAAGAAUCUUUCAUGGGUUGACAUCUUUGAAGAGAUACCAAUAAAAGUUUCGAAUUCUGCACUCAUUAGUGCCUUUAUGACUGAAUUGGAACCCGAUACACCUGUAACUCAGUGUGAUUAUGAACGCCUACAAUUAUCAACCAAUCCAUAUUUGGAGAGGAAUGUGGAAUUUUUGAUUGAAUGCAUGGAUGACUUGUCAAUGGAACAGCAAAAGUUCCAAUUCUAUUACCGGAAUCUUUCUCGUCAACAAGCUCAGCAGCAAGCUUGGCUUCAAAAGAGGAGGACUGAGAACAUGGCACGUAAAGCUGCAGGAGAAGAGCUACUGCCAGAAGAGGAUCCCUCUAAUCCUGUCUUUAAGCCACUCCCAGAGCCUUCACGGUUGGAUAGCUUUCUCAUAACUAAUCAAAUUUCAAAUUACUGCAACCAGAUUAAUGGAGUUGCGGGACAAAGCCUCAGUAGACUACAUCUGAUGAAGGCUUUGCACGAGAACUGAGCAAGUUUUGAGUUGGCAAUUUGUACCUUAGAUUUGAUUUUUGUGCCUUUUUUUUAAAUUACUGAUGUGAGAGGGAAAGAGAAUGACCUUUAUCUCUGUAGGCGUCUUAUUCUUUCUGUAGUUUUACUUUUAUAUUCUUCUGUGAUUGGCAAUCAAGUGUAGCCUGCCUGGAAUUAUAUAUGUGAAGAUUUACAUCUAGUCCACAAAGAAGGAAUAGGGAUCUAUGUAUCGAUGACCUUAUCAUUUUUGAUCGAUUGUCUGGAUAUGGAAGAUUAAAAAUCUCUCAAUUACCCUCAUUGUUGCUAUGAAUUAAAAAGAUUGCUUCAUCUCA
This is a messenger RNA of Solanum tuberosum (potato), 1481 nucleotides long. RefSeq names its product eukaryotic translation initiation factor 3 subunit H-like. The transcript is spliced from 12 exons. Gene Ontology annotation, molecular function: protein binding; metallopeptidase activity; translation initiation factor activity. Bases 134 to 1150 code for a protein of 338 amino acids. NCBI's taxonomy places the organism in Eukaryota, Viridiplantae, Streptophyta, Magnoliopsida, Solanales, Solanaceae. Gene Ontology annotation, cellular component: eukaryotic translation initiation factor 3 complex; cytoplasm. The record is from RefSeq and is a predicted model, not a curated record.